AUGGACCAGAACCUGUUUGGAGGGGCCCCCAGGUUUCUCACGCGGCCCAAGGCUUUCGCAGUGUGCGUGGGAAAGGAUGCCACCUUGAGCUGCACCAUCGUGGGCAACCCCACCCCACUGAUUACCUGGGAAAAGGAGAAGCUACGUCUGACCUCUGGGGGCCGCUUCAAGAUGGUGGGUGAUGGUGACGUCUACCGCCUCACCAUCUACGAUCUAACCCUGGAGGACAGCGGCCAGUACAUGUGCCGGGCCAAAAACAAUGUUGGGGAAGCAUAUGCAUGCGUAACCCUUCACGUAGGCCUUCCACAGGAGAUGGUGGAGAGGGCCCCCGUCUUCAUGGUCAAGCCUACCUCCGCACGCGUAGGCCUGGGGGGCGAUGUGGUCUUCCACUGCCGGGUUGCGGCUUACCCAGAGCCCAAAUUUGACUGGGAGAAGGACGGGCGUUACCUGGCCGAGACGAACCGCAUCAAGGUGACAUCGGACAGUGACAGCAGCUCUCUGAGGAUCCAGAGUGUGCGCAGUCUGGACAGCGGCACAUACACUUGCCGGGCCCAGAAUUCGGUAGGCCGCUCUAACUCAGCAGCCACCUUGGUUGUAGACACCCAGGACUCCCAUCACCUGGGCAAGGACAAGAGCACCUCCCUCCUCUCCCACCUGCAGAAGCGUAAAGAAGGGAUCUCUAUCUACUGCACCGCCGAGACCAGCAGCUCCACUUACAACUCCACCACCACCUCCUCGACCGCCACCACUAUGGUCACAGACGGGCUGAGCCUUCUGGGUCUAGACCACAGCAGCGCAGCACUGGUCAGUCAUCUGCCCAAAGGCGUCUUCACCCGCACCUGCACAGUGACUGAAGGCAAGCACGCCAAACUCAGCUGCUUCGUGACAGGCCACCCCAAGCCUCACAUCAUCUGGAGGAAGGAUGGGGGGAACAUUGGCGAGGGACGCAGACAGAUCAUGUAUGAGGACCAGGCCGAGAACUUCAUCCUCAAGAUCCUGUACUGCAAACAGAGGGACAAUGGUCUGUACACCUGUAAUGCCUCCAAUAUGGCUGGACACACCUACAGCGCCGUGCUGGUGAUAGUUAAAGAGCCCAAGGUGCCGUUCAGGAGGAAGCUGCAGGAUGUGGAGGUCCAGGAGAAGAUGACGGCCACGCUGCUGUGUGAGGUGCCCAUCUCCACAACCCAGGCCAGCUGGUUCAUGGAGGAGACGCGACUAGAGGACUGCUCGAAGUACCGAAUGGAGGAGGAGGGCACCAUGCGGCGCCUCACCAUCCACAACGUCACCACCAAUGAUGAUGCCGUCUACAUCUGCGAGAUGAAGGAGGGGAGCCGCACCGUGGCCGAGCUCACUGUGCUGGGCAACAUCACUAAGAAGCUGCCCAGGAGGACUGUAGUGCCAGUGAGUGAUACAGUGAUCUUCUGCGUUGAGCUGGAGCACCCCUGUUCUGACGCCUACUGGACACGCAAUGCCGAGCGUCUGAAGCCGGACACACGCAUAAUAAUUGCGUGCACCCUCAGGCAGUACACUUUAACCAUCAGCCACUGCCAAGCUGACGACUCAGGAGAGGUGGCCUUCAUGGCUGGAGACUGCAAGACCUCCACAAGAUUCUCUGUCACAGCUGCCAGAAAGCAUCCUCCUGAUCCCCCCAUCGAUGUGGUGGUGCGCAACAAGACAGACUCAUCCAUCACCCUCCACUGGUCCCCCCCAGACAGUGACCGCCCUGUGCCCAUCAAGGGGUAUAUGGUAGAGAGGAGGAAGGUGGGUGCCCAGACCUGGCAGAGGUGCAAUGGCAUGGAGAUCAGCCCCUUUACUGAGAUCACAAUCCAAAACUUCACAGAGGAGGCCAGCUACCAGUUCCGCAUUUCUGCAGUCAACAACUAUGGCCAGAGCCAAUACCUGGAGGUGCCCGGGACCUUCUACCUUGAGCCCAGUGCAGAGGUGAAAACAGGCCUGAUGAACAGCACAGCCAUCUCAGGUGAGGAGGCCUCACUCUCCGUGGAUCUGUCUGCUGUGUGCUCUGGCUUCUGGUCUAUCAACGGACGCCUCCUGCGUAGUGGUGGUGACUACCUCAUCACCCGCCAAAAGACCAUGCACACGCUGAUGAUCCGGACGGUCUUGAUGGAGAUGAACGGAGCCGUGGUCAAAUUUGUAGGCGGUGGCUCUGAGAGCACUUGUAUACUCAAAGUGAAGGCUCCACCUAUCCGGUUUACCAGUAAGUCUGCUCACACUGAGGUGGUGACCUGCAGCGCCCAGUCCUCCGCACAGCUGACCACAGAGGUGUCUGAUUACCAUGCCCAGGUGGCCUGGAUGAAGAAUGGACGGGAGCUGAAGAUGGGCAAGAAGUAUGAGUGCAUAACCACUGACCACAAGAGGAUCCUGAUGGUGCACAAUGUCACUGAAGAGGACACGGGAAUCUAUGAGUGUGUCCUAAACGAAGACAGAAUGUCCCUGAAGCUUUCUCUAAAAGAUGAAGCAAAAUUCCUGAACAAGCCCAGGGGUCCCAUGGGGGUGGCACCUGCCCUCAGUGGGCACCUUGAGUUGAACUGUGAGGUAUCGUCUGCCAGCGGGGUGGUGGUGUGGAGGAAGGAUCAGACAGUGGUCAUUGAGGACCAAAGAACUACCAUUAUCUCCAAAGGGACACAGAGGAGACUGGUCAUCAAGAACGCCAAGAAGAGUGACGAGGGACACUACUCCUGCGAGACAGCGGAAGACAAAGUCACAUUCCAGGUCAAGAUAAAAGAAGUUCAACAGGCUGCCUUCACCAACAAGGACUCUGUACAGAAGGAAGUUAGAGCUACUCUCUCCCAGAAAGCCACUCUGAGCUGUGAGGUUGCAGAUACCAAGACAGAGGUGAAAUGGUACAAGGAUGGCAAACAGAUCAUUGCAAGUAAAACAGUCUCCAUGGAGACAAAGGGCAAGAGUCGUCUGUUGGUAGUAGACAAAAUGGAGAAAAAGGAUGCUGGAGAGUACACCUGUGAAGCUAGAGCAGAGAAGCUGGUCUUUAAAAUACAUGUGUCAGAAGCCCAACAGGCUGCCUUCACCAACAAGGACUCUGUACAGAAGGAGGUGAAAGCUACUCUCUCCCAGAAAGCCACUCUGAGCUGUGAUGUGUCAGAUUCCAAGACUGAGGUGAAAUGGUACAAGGAUGGCAAACUGCUGACUUCCAGUAAGACAGUCUCCAUGGAGACAAAGGGCAAGACUCGUCAGCUGGUGAUAGAGAAGGUGGAGAAGAAGGAUGCUGGACAGUAUACCUGUGAGGUUGAAGCAGAGAAACUGGUCUUUGAGAUACAGGUGACAGAGGCCCAGGCUGCCUUCUCCAAUAAGGACUCAGUACAGAGAGAGGUGAGAGCUGCUCUCUCCCAGAAAGCCACUCUGAGCUGUGAUGUGUCAGAUUCCAAGACUGAGGUGAAAUGGUACAAGGAUGGCAAACUGCUGACUUCCAGUAAGACAGUCUCCAUGGAGACAAAGGGCAAGACUCGUCAGCUGGUGAUAGAGAAGGUGGAGAAGAAGGAUGCUGGACAGUACACCUGUGAGGUUGGAGCAGAGAAAAUGGUCUUUAAGAUACAGGUGACAGAAGCACAUCAGGCUGCCUUCACCAAUAAGGACUCUAUACAGAAAGAGGUGAAAGCUACUCUCUCCCAGAAAGCCACUCUGAGCUGUGAGGUAUCAGAUACCAAGACAGAGGUGAAAUGGUACAAAAAUGGCAAACUGCUUACUUCCAGUAAGACAGUCUUCAUGGAGACAAAGGGCAAGACUCGUCAGCUGGUGAUAGAGAAGGUGGAGAAGAAGGAUGCUGGACAGUACACCUGUGAGGUUGGAGCAGAGAAACUGGUCUUUAAGAUACAGGUGACAGAAACUCAAGCAGCUUUCACCAACAAGGACUCUGUACAGAAGGAGGUGAAAGCUACUCUCUCCCAGAAAGCCACUCUGAGCUGUGAUGUAUCAGAUUCCAAGACUGAGGUGAAAUGGUACAAGGAUGGCAAACUGCUGACUUCCAGUAAGACAGUCUCCAUGGAGACAAAGGGCAAGACUCGUCAGCUGGUGAUAGAGAAGGUGGAGAAGAAGGAUGCUGGACAGUACACCUGUGAGGUUGGAGCAGAGAAACUGGUCUUUAAGCUACAGGUGACAGAGGCCCAGGCUGCUUUCUACAAUAAGGACUCUGUACAGAAGGAGGUGAAAGCUACUCUCUCCCAGAAAGCCACUCUGAGCUGUGAGGUGUCUGACACCAAGACUGAGGUGAAAUGGUACAAGGAUGGCAAACUGCUGACUUCCAGUAAGACAGUCUCCAUGGAGACAAAGGGCAAGACUCGUCAGCUGGUGAUAGAGAAGGUGGAGAAGAAGGAUGCUGGAGAGUACACCUGUGAGGUUGGAGCAGAGAAACUGGUCUUUAAGAUACAGGUGACAGAGAUUCAAGCAGCUUUCACCAACAAGGACUCUGUAAAGAAGGAGGUGAAAGCUACUCUCUCCCAGAAAGCCACUCUGAGCUGUGAUGUGUCAGAUUCCAAGACUGAGGUGAAAUGGUACAAGGAUGGCAAACUGCUGACUUCCAGUAAGACAGUCUCCAUGGAGACAAAGGGCAAGACUCGUCAGCUGGUGAUAGAGAAGGUGGAGAAGAAGGAUGCUGGACAGUACACCUGUGAGGUUGGAGCAGAGAAACUGGCCUUUAAGAUACAGGUGACAGAAUCCUCUGCCAAGUUUAAGAAGACUGCCGUGAAGGAUAUAUGCAGUGUUCAAGCAAGUGAGAAGAUUGUUUUGACCACUGAGCUGACUUCGGAGAGUGCCAGUGUUAAGUGGUUCAGGGAUGGUGUAGAGUUGAAGGAAGGCACUAAAUAUGAGAUGAAGAGAGAGGGACAUUCUCGUACCCUGAUUGUGAAGUCCACCGAGGUCAAAGACAGUGGCACCUACUCUUGCCACACUGAUGAUGACAAGCUUGAGUUCAAAGUUCAAGUCAAACAUACACCGCUGAAGUUUGUGGUGCAGUUGCAGCCUGUAGCCACAGAGCUGGGUGUUACGCUGACCCUGACCUGUGAACUGAACCAAGCCUCAGGGGACGUACUCUGGCGUCACAACAGUCGUGAGGUCAAACCCGGUGGCAGGUUCUGUGUCAGCGCUGACAGAGCCAAGCGGGUCCUUACCAUAACAGGAAUGACCAAGGAGGAUGAGGGAGAGUACAUCUGUGAAUGCAAAGAUGAUAAGACCUCUGCCAAGGUCUCCACCAAUGCCCCCAGACUGGUGAAUCUGACUUCCAAGCUGAGCAGUAUCGUUGCAGUGGAAGGUAAAGAUGUCAUCUUCAAGUGUAGUGUCACCCCAGCAGACGUCAAAGUAAAAUGGUUCCGCAACAACGUGCCAAUCACUGCUGGGCCCAAGUAUAAGAUUGAGCACAGGGCCACCAGCCACUCCCUCACCAUCACGUCAGUCAGCCAGGAGGAUGCUGGGAAGAUCAGCAUGGCAGCUGAGGGCACAACCUGCAGCGCUACCCUCCAAGUGCAACUGGAGCCGGUGAUGUUCAAGAAAAAGCUGCAGAACGUGACGACGGUAGAGGAUCAGAAGGAAGUGAAGCUGGAGGUGGAGCUCAGUAGACCCUCUAAAGAGGUCAGGUGGAUGAAGAACAGCGUGGUGCUGCAGCCCGGAGGCAACAUGGACAUCAGGGUGGACGGGGCCAAGCAGACCCUGGUCUUCAAGAGUGUGACUACCGCUGACCGCGGCUACUACUCCUGUGAAACUCUGGAUGACAAGACCCAGGCCAAACUCACGGUGGAUGUGCAGAAGAUUGAGGUGGUGAAGGGCCUGCUGGCCGAGGUCAAGGCCAAUGAGAAGGAGACAGUGACCCUGGAGGUGGAGCUCAGUCAAGCUGACGUGGAGGGUUCCUGGACCAGGAGCGGAGCCAAGCUCAAGGCAGGGUCCAACUGUCGCAUCACGGCCCUUGGAAAGAAGCAUGCCCUUACACUGUCCCAACUCAAGAUGGAGGAUGCAGGAACGAUUGUCUUCCAAGCGGAAGGGGUCAAGUCUUCUGGCAAGCUCAUUGUUGCAGAACCUGCUGCCAUGAUCUCUAGGCCCAUGGAGGAUGUCAAAGCUCCAGAGAAGGAGAAGGCAACACUUGAGUGUGAGGUGUCCAGAACCAAUUCUGAGGUCAAGUGGUUCAAGGGUGAUACGGAACUAAAACCAGGAAAGAACUUUGGCAUCCACUCCCAGGGUCGCACACGUAGCCUCCUCAUCCAUAAAUGUUCCAAAGAGGAUGAGGGCACAUACGUUUGUCGAACGUCUGACGACAAUACAUCAGCCAAACUCACUGUACAUGCCCGAGACAUUAAGAUAGUGAAGAAGCUGGAGGAUGUGGAGGUGAUGGAGAAGGAGAGUGCGUCAUUCAUGUGUGAGAUCUCUCACGAUGAAGUGGCCUGCCAGUGGUUCAAAGGUGACACCAAACUCAAAGUCGGUGACAACAUCAAGAUGAGACAAGAGGGUAAAAUGUAUGUGCUGCUGAUUAAAUCGGUGACACCAGAAGACGUGGCGGAGAUUAAAUUCACAGCUGAAAAGGCCUCUUCAACGGCCAAACUGACAGUGAAAGAGCUCCCUGUCCAGUUUGUGAAGAAGCUCAGGGAUAAGUUAGCCAUGCAAACACACCGUGGGUUCCUGGAAUGUCAAAUGUCUCGGGCAAGCGCCAAGGUCAAGUGGUACAAGAAUAAGAAGGAGACCAAGCGCAGCAAGAAGCACGAGAUUAGCAGCAAGAGUAUAUACCGCAAACUCACUGACAUGGGCUCGGAUGACGAGGAUAAUUACACCUGCAAUGCCAUCGUCGACAAGACAUCCUGUAAACUUGUUGUGGAAGAUAACGGGAUGAAAAUCAAGCAGGCCAUCAGCAUCGUAAGGGAGCUUAGUGCAGUGGAAGUGACCGAGCCCUUUGCUGCCUUCUUCGAGGUCGAGAUAAACAUCAACUCAGUCAAGCACCCCAAGUGGAUCCAGAAUGGUGUGGCCAUGCAGGACAUUGCUGACUUGGAGAUGGAGAAGGAGGGCUCCAUGCACCGUCUCACCUUCAAGAAGACCAAGGCCUCCAUGACAGGACCUGUCCUGUUCAGUGCUGGCAUGAGCAAGUCUGUGGCCCAGGUCACUGUCAAAGAGUGCCCUCUUGAGGUUGUAGAGCCCAUUAAGGAUGUGACAACCGAAGAGAAGGGCUCAGCCACGCUGAGCUCCAAGUUCUCCACCGCACCCAAAGAGGUGAGCUGGUUCAAAGGCCAAACCCUCCUGGCGACAUCAGACAAGUACAGCCUGAAACAGGACGCUGUGCGGGCUAAGAGGACCAUACAGAAGCUGACUGAGGAAGAUACUGGGGAGUACCGCUGUCAGUCGACUGCUGCCGAGACCAAAGCCACUCUCACUGUAGAGUUUCGGAAAGUGGAGAUCACCAAGCACCUGGUGAACACUGAGGUGGAUGACAACAGUGAUGCAGUGUUCACCUGUGAGAUCAACUACGCUGAUGAGGAGGUGCAUUGGCUGCUCAAUGACAAAGUACUCUUCUCAAACAAAGUCAACACCAUCACUCAGGUGGGCAAAAUGCACACACUCACACUCAAGAACCUUGCACCUGAGGAAAGGGGCACCAUCACCUUCAAGGUCAGGGAGGUCAAGGAGGCUGUGACCCUAAAGGUCAAAGAAAAGCGUGCAGUGUUCCUCAAGUCUCUGGAUGACGUGGUAGGAGAAGUGAAAGGUAUGAUCACCCUGACGUGUGAGGCAUGUGAGGCAUCCAAGCCCAGGGUCUCCCCCACCUGGAGGAAAGAUGGUACGGUCCUGACCGCUGGGCCUAAGUGUCAAAGCAGGGGUCUGAUCGUCAAAGCCGUUACCAAGGAAGAUGCAUGUGAUUACAGAUGUAGAGUAGUAGAGUCACCCCAGGACGUUGAGUGUUUUGAGGGGGACUCUGCCAUGUUUAGGUGCCUUGUAAGCCCACCUGACCUGACCCAUCAGGUGCGGUGGUGCCUAGACCAAACCCCUCUGCAGCCCAGCCCCCUCAAUGAGAUCCAGGUACCUCAUGGGGGUUUCCACUCCCUCACCAUGAGGGAGCUGACCCCUAUGGAUGCCCCAGGACUACCUGACAUGAUGACUCCUUGCUGUCCCCAGUCCACCUGGCCGUGCUGCUGCUCCAGUUUCAACUGUUCUGCCUUAUUAUUAUUCGACCAUGCUGCUUUGCCUGCCAGCUUUAAACAGAAGCUGAAGAACCUGCAGGCCACGGAAGGAGAGAAUGCUACUCUCUGCUGUGUGUUAGCCAAACCUGGAGCCAAGGUUCAGUGGAAGAAAGGCACUGAGAAUCUCAAAGCUGGAAACAAAUAUGAGAUUAAGCAAAAAGAUGCCUGCUGUGAGCUUCAGAUAAAACACCUGAAGGUUGAAGACAGUGGAGAGUACUCCUGUGAGUGUGGAGAUCGGAGGACCACAGCGACUAUAAACGUCAAUGCGUUACCUGUGACCUUCAAACACAAACUGGCGAGCCAGGAGGCUGAGGAAGGGGGCAGUGUUACCCUGCACUGUGAGCUGUCUAAACCUGGAGUCCAUGUAGAAUGGAGGAAGGGAACACAGGUGCUGAAGUCUGGUGAAAAGUACCAGAUGAAGCAGAAAGAAUCUGUGAGUGAACUCCUGAUCAGCAAAGUAGUACCUGAGGACAGUGGAGACUACAGCUGUGUGUGUGGAGAACAGAAGACUACAGCCAGUCUCAAGAUUAAGGCCCAACCUGUGACCUUCAAACACAAGCUGGAGAGCCAGGAGGCUGAGGAAGGGGGCAGUGUUACCCUGCACUGUGAGCUGUCUAAACCUGGAGUCCAUGUAGAAUGGAGGAAGGGAACACAGGUGCUGAAGUCUGGAGAAAAGUACCAGAUGAAGCAGAAAGAAUCUGUGAGUGAACUCCUGAUCAGCAAAGUAGUACCUGAGGACAGUGGAGACUACAGCUGUGUGUGUGGAGAACAGAAGACUACAGCCAGUCUCAAGAUUAAGGCCCAACCUGUGACCUUCAAAUAUAAACUGCAGAGGCAGGAGGCUGAGGAGGGGGGCAGUGUUACCCUGCACUGUGAGCUGUCUAAACCUGGAGUCCAUGUAGAAUGGAGGAAGGGAACACAGGUGCUGAAGUCUGGAGAAAAGUACCAGAUGAAGCAGAAAGAAUCUGUGAGUGAGCUCCUGAUCAGCAAAGUAGUACCUGAGGACAGUGGAGACUACAGCUGUGUGUGUGGAGAACAGAAGACUACAGCCAGUCUCAAGAUUAAGGCUCUGAAGUAUUCAACUCCUCCAGUAACUCCCAAACAGGAGGAGCCCCAGAAGGAGAAGGCCAAAAAGGAAGAAGCUCCUCCAGUCACUCACAAACAACAGGAGACCCAGAAGCAGCAGGAGACCAAAGAGGCCCAGAAAGAGACAGUAGAAAGGAAGACAGUAGUAGAAGCCCAUGUCUCGGAGCCAGCGACCCCUAUUGCUCCUGCCACCCCCAAAACGGAUCCCCAGAAGGAGACAUUAGAGAAGAAGACCAUAGUAGAAGCCUCUGCCUUUAAGCCUGCUGCUCCUGCCACCCCCAAACCGGAGCUCCAGAAGGAGGAGACCGUAGAAAAAAAGACUGUUGCAGAUGCUCAGGCCAAAAAGCCUGCUGCUCCUGCCUCUCUCAAACUGGAGCCACAGGAGGAGACAGUAGAAAAUAAGUCAGUAUUAAAAUCUCACUUUCAAUGUGCUCUUCCAGCCACAUUCAAACACGAUCUUGAGAGCCAGGAGGUUGAGGAGGGGGGCAGUGUUACCCUGCACUGUGAGCUCUCUAAACCUGGGCUCCCUGUAGAAUGGAAGAAGGGAACACAGGUUAUAAAGUCUGGAGAAAAGUACCAGAUGAAGCAGGAAGAUUGCAGUGUGAAACUGCAAAUCUGUGAUUUGAAACCUGAAGACACAGGAAACUACCACUGCAGCACUGGAGACCUAGAGAGCUCAGCAUACCUGAAAGUCAAUGCUCUCCCAGUCAUAUUCACCAAAGAUCUGCAGAGCCAGGAGGCUGAGGAGGGGGGCAGUGUUACCCUGCACUGUGAGCUCUCUAAACCUGGAGUCCCUGUAGAAUGGACGAAGGGGGAGGUGGGUCUCUGCCCCUGUGCCAAGUAUGAAAUCGCCCAGGAAGGACACAGCGCCAGACUAGUCAUCCACAGCUUAGACCCUGAAGACUCAGGCAGCUAUACUUGUGACAGUGGCGACCGGAAAACCACAGCAAACCUUUCGGUGAAGGCCCUGCCUGUUUACUUCAAAACCCGACUACAGAAUCUAGAGUGGGACGCAGGUGAGAUCGCCAUCCUCCGCUGUGAGAUCACAAAUCCUGGGGCCAACGUUGUUUGGACCCGGGGCGACAGGGUCUUGGAGUCUAACAACAAGUAUCAGCUGAAACAGGAAGGUGCCAUAGUGAAGCUUAUCAUCUAUAACCUACAAGGGGCUGACUCUGGGGAGUAUAUCUGUGACACGGGUUACCAGAAGACCUCAUCCAUGCUCACUGUACAGGAGCUGGAGGUGACCAUAGUGAAGGUCUUGAACAGCUGCUCGGUGCGCGAGGGGGAGGACGUUCACUUUGAGUGCCAUCUGUCCCACGAGGACGCCAAGGAGGUCCAGUGGAAACUUGCGGAUGUCCCUCUGCAGAACAAUGAAAUGAAUCUGAUCUGCCGCCAAGGCAAGGUGCACAGCCUCACCCUCAGGGGGGUCACCCAGGCCGACUCGGCCACAGUCGCUUUCACCGUGGGCCACCAUACCUCCACCGCCAGCCUGACCGUCGGAGGGGCCCCUGUGGUGUUCAAGAAGGAGCUGGAGAGCCAGGAAGCAGUUGAGGGGGGCAGUGUCUCCCUGACCUGUGAGAUUAGUGUUGAGGGCAAGGUGACAUGGAGAAGGGGCACCAUGCUCCUCACCCAGGGGGAGAAGUAUUCCAUGGAGCACACAGGUUCUACCUACAUCCUGAUGGUUCACAAGCUGAAGCUCGAAGAUGCUGGAGAGUACACCUGCGAUACUGGGGAUAAGCAGAGCACCGCCACCCUGAAAGUCAAAGAGUCUGUACGCAUCACUCGGGAGCUGCACGACAUCACAGUGACCACCGGGCAGGAUGCUGUCUUUGCGUGUGAGUUGUCCCAGGAGGGCGUAACCAAUGGAGAGUGGUGGCUAGGGGAUAACCUCCUCCAAAACAACGACCUGAACCAGAUGACCUUCCAGGGCCGGGUGCACCGGCUGACACUGCAGAUGGUCACCACUGAUGAGUCAGGGGACGUGGCGUUUGUGGUGGGCGAAGAGAAGACCGUUGCAUGCCUCCUGGUGGAAGAGAAGCCCAAAGUCUUAAUCCUAGAGAAGCCUCAUGACACAGUGGCCUUGGAGGGUGAGACAGUCACACUGUCCUGCACCGUCUCCGACCCCACGGCCACUAUCAACUGGAGCAGGAAUGAUGUUGACAUCAAAGCAGGCCUCAAGUACGACCUGCGGAAGAAUGGAGCUCUCAUGCAGCUCCGUAUCCACAACCUGGAGAUGGAGGACUCUGGAACUUACUGCUGCAAUACCGGGGAUGCACAGUGCACUGUCACAUUGACUGUGGAAGGUGCCCCAGCAUUCUUCCAGAAGGAGCUGAAGAACAAGGAAGCCAAGGAAGGCGAUGAUAUUACUCUGCGCUGUGAGCUCUCCAAGGCGUGCACUCAAGUGGAGUGGAGGAAGGGAGGCAUGGUCCUCCAGGCUGGUAAGAAGUAUGAGAUGAGGCAGGAGGGCUGCGUUCAGGAGCUCUGCAUUCGUAACCUGGAGCCAGAGGACAAUGGCUACUACACCUGCGAUGCUGGAGACCAGCUCACCACGGCGUCGGUGGCAGUACAAGAGGCAGAAGUCCUCAUAGUGUGUGGUCUAAAGAGCACCGAUGUCUUUUUGGGCGAGUGGGCCACCUUCUCCUGCCAGCUGUCCCGCGGUGUGAGGCCCGGGGAGGUGCAGUGGUGGCUGGACGGGACCCUUCUCCAGGACAGCCCCUCCAGCGAGAUAGGGCUGAGCCAGGGCCACGUCCACACCCUCACCCUAAAGGACCUGGCCCCGGAUGCCUCGGGCACCGUCACGUUCAAAGCCUGCAGCCUGGUGUCCUACGCCAAGCUCUUAGUUAAAGACCCCACAGUAGAGGUGGUGAGCGAGAUGCAGGACCUGCGGGUGGCUGAGGACCAGCCGGCUGAGUUCAUCUGCCAGUACUCCCGGCCGGUCCAGGCCCAGUGGAAGAGAGAUGGUCGGCCAUUGCAGCCUGACGGCCAGAGGGUGGUAGUGGAGCAGGACUGGACCGUUGCUCGCUUGUACAUUAGACACGUGUCCACUGAGGACAGGGGGAGAUACUCCUGUGAGGCAGAGGGGACCUGUGUGGUUGCCUUACUGGAGGUGGAAGCCAAACCCAUUGAAAUCCUACAAGGCUUGGAGAACAUGGACACCAUUGACGGCGGGGAGGCCCUAUUCGAGUGCUCGAUCUCUCGUUGCGAGAUCAAAGACUGCCACUGGCUGAUUGGGGGCAAGCCGGUGAAGGAGUCGCCCACCACGGAGAUCGUGUCCUUCGAAAAUGGACGCCGCCACCUCUUGCUGCUCAAGGAUCUGCACGUUGGAGACAGCUGCAAAGUUACUUUCCAAGCCGGCACCGCAACAACCUCCGCCAUGCUCAACGUCAAGGGCUGGCAGCUGGAUGUGGUGAGUGGUCUGGAGGAUAAGGUAGCUGUGGUGGGAGAGACUCUAGAGUUCAGCUGCAUGCUGACUGAGCCUGUGCCUGAGGCGGAGGUAGCCUGGUACUCUAACGGAGCCGAGCUAAAGGCUGAUGACACCUGGGGCAUGAGGGCUGACGGCUGCUCCUACCACCUGGUGCUUAGACAGGCACCAGCCAUGCCACCACAGGAGAUCACCUUCGCUGCCAGGGACGCCAUCUCCAUGGCCAAGCUCACCAUCAUCACUGUUCCUGACCCCCCGGAGGACCCAGAGCUGGUCAGUAAGAGUAAGCAGGCGGUGACCCUGUCUUGGUUCACACCCCUCAGCGACGGAGGCAGCCCUAUUUUGGGCUACAGGGUGGAGAUGAGGCUGGCGGACAGUGUCCUCUGGCUGCCGUGCCAUGCAGAGCCUGUGUGUAACACAGAGUUCUCUGUGGAUAACCUCAUCCCAGGGAGCGGCUACAGGUUCAGGGUGGCAGCCAUCAACAGAGCUGGGACAGGAGAACCUGUCCAGCUGCCUCAGAGCGUUCAGCUGGAGGCUCCAGUGACAGUGACCCAACAGUUGGCCUGUCCAGACCUGCAGGAGGGUAAGAUGGCCCGUGUGGCUUGUGACCUCUCUGCUGAGGGCAGCUCGGUCACCUGGCUCAAAGACAACAAGGAGCUGGAGUAUGGGGUCAAAUACCAGGUCACCACAGAGGGCAAGACACAAGUGCUGCUGAUCAAAGACUUUGAGUCUGCUGACCAGGGUGUGUACACCUGUGUGGCCUCAGACGAGGCAGAAAGCUCCCUUAAUCUCCACCUACCAAAAGGUGGAGAUGGGGUUCAGUUGGAGGAGGGGGCCCAGCCCAGCCUGCCUCCUGAGGCUGCCUCCGAGGGUGACGUCCAUGCACUGUGGGAGGACCUGGCCAAGAAACGCCGCAUGAGCCGAGAGCCCACCCUUGACUCCAUCUCUGAGCUGCCUGAUGAGGAGGACAAGGAGCCCAAGACACCCAAGGGACCAGUCAAGGAGAAGAAAGCCCCGGAGAAGGAGAAGGUGGGGGUGAAAGCCCUGGAGAAUGAGAAAGUGGAUGUGAAAGCCCCGGAGAAACAAAAGGUGAAAGAAAAGGAAAAGGUUGUAGAGCAUGUCAUCGUCCCUAAGAAGAAGGUGUUGGAGCCAAACUUGUACACCAGCUCUGAGGAUGAAUCCAGGCCUCCAACACUGGUUUCCUACCUAAAGAAGAGCAACAAGUCCUCCCUCUCUGUGUGUGACCAGACAGAUUCCAUCUCCACUGAGAAGUUCUACGCACAGUUCAAGUUGAAAGAGGCGACCACAGUCCAACAGACUUCCGUCCAACAGACCUCAUCUUCAGUACAGCAGAUCACAGCACAGACCACGGACAUCACGGAAGUCGUUGAUGAGGAGGAUGAAGAAAUGGGACUGCUGGAUGCUGCUGUAAAGAUCCAGGCUGCUUUCAAGGGGUACAAAGCCCGCAAGGACAUGCGUCCAGUCUUCAAGGACGUCUUCAAGGACCAGACCAAGGAACCCAAUGGCACCAUCCACCUGGAGUGUGUGGCGGAGGGCAAGCCAGAGAAAGUGCGCUGGCUGAAGGAUGGCGAGCACCUGGCGGACGGCAAGCACCACCACAUUGACAUCUACAACGAUGGCACCUGCUCUCUGGUCAUCACUGCCAUAACCACCAAGGACACGGGUGUCUACACCUGUGAGGUCACCAACAAGUUCGGGGUGACCACCCACAGCGGCAAGGUGACGGUGGGCUCGGCGCGGACAUCUGGAAGGAGACCCCUGACCAUGGGCUACAGUGCCGACAGCGAAGCGGAGAGCUCGUCAGCAGAAAGCGAGAUGGACGAGUCUCUGAGGCAGGCUAGCAAACGUCUUCGCCGCCUCCUCCGCACACGCCUGCCGGCCACGUCAGAGGAGGAGUCGUUCGUCAGCUGUGAUGAUGAGGCUGACCUGCAGGCCCCCGACCCCAAAUCGUACCGCGAGGACGAGCGAUACAUCUACAUCCGCUUUGACAAGCGGUCUGAGGCCCAGGUGGCGUCUCAGCGCUUCAAGGAGAUGUUCACGGCCCAGGGCGUCCCUGUGGAGACCACCAUCCAGGAGGCUGGACCUCUCAAAGUGGAGCUGCGCAUCAUGAAGAUGGGAUACACUCAAGAUGGCUCUGCAACACCCACACAGGAGAAGCAGCUGCCUGUGUUCAUGACAGGAGCCCCCGCGGCCCCAGUCUUCCUGACUGAACUCCAGAGCCAGGACGUGCCAGACGGUUACCCAGUCAGCUUUGACUGCGUGGUGAUUGGGAAGCCUCCACCCAGUGUGCGUUGGUUCAAGGAUGGUAAGCUGCUGGAGGAGAACGACCACUACAUGAUCAACGAGGACCAGGAGGGCUGCCACCAGCUCAUCAUCACCACCGUGCUGCACUCUGACAUGGGCGUCUACCGCUGUAUGGCUGAGAACACCAGCGGCAUCGCUGCCACCAAGGCUGAGCUCAGGGUCGACAUGUCUUGCAGCUCAGACUACGAUACUGCAGCUGAUGCCACUGAGACCGGCUCCUAUAUCAGUGCCAAGGGCUACAUGUCUAGGGAAACGGAAGCCUUUGAGUCUGUGGUAGAGGAUGAGCAGAUGCCACAAGUACUGGAUGAGCUCCAUGAUGUGCACGUCAGCCCAGGUUCACCCAUCGCUAAGAUGCAGCUGAAAGUCAAAGGGUUCCCUAGUCCAAGGGUGUACUGGUUCAAGGACGGCCACCCGCUGCGUUCCUCAGACAGGAUCCUGCUGCUGGACAAGCGAGAUACCCACAGCCUGGAAGUCCUGGAGGUGAAGAGGGAGGACACAGGAGAGUACUCUGCCUACAUCAGCAACGCUGCUGGAACGGCAUACUCCUCUGCUAGGCUGCUGGUUCUAGGUCCAGGAGAGCUUACGCCUGUAGAGAAGCACGAUCCCAAGGUGCCUCUGGUGCCGCCCCGCUUCCUGGAGAGGUUCAGCAACAGGAAGGUGAAACAGGGAGCCAGCGUCACCAUGUCUGUCAGAGUGGAAGGUUCUCCCACACCAAUGGUGACGUGGUUGAAAGAGGAGUCUGCUGAGGACGUGUUGUGGAUCAAGCCAGACACUAAGGGCUACAAGGUGGCCAGCUCAGGGCGCCAACACAGUCUCAUCCUGAUGGAUGUGGGCUCUAAGCAUGCAGGCACAUACACCUGCAUCGCCACCAACAGGGCCGGACAGUCCAUUUGCACUGCCCAAUUUGAAGUGGAGGAUGCACCACGGCCAAAGGAAGAGACCACAAUCCCUCUGGGGAUUACUAUCAGCCCUCCAGACGAAGAUGUUGGUAGAGGAAAAAUGCAGUAUCUAGGUGAAGUUGGAACAGAAGAGUUCCUUAUGAAGCUCACCUCCCAGAUCACGGAAAUGGUAUCUGCCAAGAUCAGCCAAGACAGCACACAGAACCAUCAAGUGCUCCAGUGGAUGAAAUCAUGGCCCAAAGCCUCCACCUCACUACGUGUCCCGGGAGGCGACAGUGACGACGAGACCAAGACACCCUCCGCCUCACCACACCACGGUCGCUCUCGCCCCGGCUCCAUUCUCGCUGAUUCCUCCUCUGAGUCUGACGACCCUGAUGCCAGGGGAGAGAUGUUUGACAUCUAUGUGGCUACGGCUGACUACAACCCCACCAUCCCCAACAAAGAUACAAUUUCCCUGAAGGAGGGCCAGUAUGUUGAGGUUCUGGACUCGGCACAUCCACUCAAAUGGCUGGUCCGGACCAAACCCACAAAAACCACCCCAUCCCGACAAGGCUGGGUCUCACCUGCCUACCUGGAUAAAAAACUCAAGCUGUCUGAUGUUGCUGGUGACAUCCCAGAGGGAGGUGGAGAAGAGGUCUCAGAAGGAGAGUACAAGAAGAGACUACUCCAACUGAUUCAAGACAUGAUCAACAGCGAGGCAGAGUUUGUCAAAGAGAUGGACUUCUUCACCUCCCACCACAUCAAGCAAGUGGAGAGCCCUGACACCCCAUCUGACGUCACCAGCCAGAAGGAGGCCAUAUUCAGGAACAUCAACGAGAUCAAGGCCUUCCACAGCGAGUCCAUGCUCCCUAAGUUGAGCCACUGCGACACUGAUGACGACGUGGCCAUGCGCUUCCUGAGGAGUGGCGAGGGCUUUGAGAAGUACCUCCAGUACCUCGUAGGCCAGCAAACGGCAGAGGCCGCUAUCAGUGACAAGACCGUACACCGCUUCUUCAAGGAAUACACAGACAAAGAACAGGCCAGUGCUGACCCUGCUGAAGGUCCUGUACUGAGCAUCAACGCCUACCUACAGAAACCUCUGGACAGAAUCCAGAAGUACAAGGCCUUGCUCAAGGAGCUGAUCAGGAACAAGGCCAGGAACGGUCAGAACUGCUGCCUGCUGGAGGAGGCCUAUGCCAUGGUUUCAUCACUGCCUCAGCGUUCAGAGAACACACACCACGUCUCCAUGAUAGAGAACUACCCUGCAACUCUGGAUGUAUUGGGGGAGCCCAUCAGACAGGGACCCUUCAUGGUGUGGGAGGGUGCACCUGGGGUAAGGUCCUCCUCCAGAGGUCACCAUCGACAUGCGUUCCUCUUCAAAAACUAUGUGAUCAUCUGCAAAUCCAAGAGAGACACCAACACAGACACCCAGGGCUACGUCUUUAAGAACAUGAUGAAGCUGAACAACAUAGAUGUGAAUGAGACAGUGGAGGGUGAUGACCGGGCAUUUGAGAUCUGGCACGAGCGUGAGGACUCUGUCAGGAAGUACACGCUUCAGGCUCGCACCGUCAUCAUCAAGAACUCCUGGCUGCGAGACUUCAGGGAACUGCAGCAGCGCUACACCAUGCCUGCCUGGAGUAUGCCUGACUUUGAUGAGCUUCUGGCUGACUGCACAGCGGAGCUGAGACAGACGGUGAAACUGGCCUGCAAGGUUACUGGAGUACCCAAACCUGUGGUCACCUGGUACAAGGACGGGCGGGCAGUGGAGGCCGACCCUCACCACAUCAUCAUCGAGGACCCUGACGGUUCCUGCACCCUGAUCCUGGACAACAUGACGGCUGAUGACUCUGGACAGUACAUGUGUUUCGCCACUAGCACAGCAGGCAACGCCAGCACACUGGGAAAGAUCACUGUCCAAGUGCCUCCUCGUUUCGUCAACAAGAUGAGGAAUGCUGUCUUAAUCGUUGGUGAGGAUGCUCAGUUUUCCUGCACCAUCCAAAGCGCCCCCAGCCCCAAGAUCAGAUGGUUCAAGGAGGGCAGGCUGCUGACUGACCAGGAGAAGUAUCAGACCUCCACUGAGUCCCGUAGUGGAGUCCUGGUGCUGGUCAUUAAAGGCCCUACGGAGAGAGACCUGGGACACUACGAGUGUGAGUUGUCUAACCGACUGGGCAGUGCUAAAUGUGCAGUUGAUCUGUGCCUUCCUUCUGCUGUGGCUAGAAGAGGAGAGCAGGCGAUCACCAUCGAAGUCACUGAGCAGGAGACUAAAACACCAAAGAAAACCAUCAUCAUAGAGGAGACCAUAACUACGGUGGUGAAGAACACCCGUAUGAAGCGUCGUGGCAUGUCUCCAUCUGGGUUCAACCUCUCCGAAACCAACACCCCAGAUCUCCCCACCACCCCCACUGGCACGGCCAGGCAGAGGAGGCAGGUUUCUGCCAGCAGGAAGACCACCAUCCCCACCCUGUACGUCACGGAGCCCGAGGGGGGUGCUGGGGCCCGGGCCGCAGAGAACAGGUGGGUGGAGGUAGAGGAAAUCAUUGAGUACAAGGUGAACAAGUCGCCCAGGCUAUCCAGGAGAAGAGGGGUCUCCCCAGCUGGGUCGGAGCGAGCGAACACCCCCUCCUUCACCCGGCCACGGAGGUCCCCGAACCCCAACACCAACAAUUCCAACAACAAGCUGGUAGAGCUGCAGAACUGCUCCGAGCUGGAGGGGGCUCAUCCUAUAGCCUGGGAUGAUGAUGAGGAGGAUGAGAACAUGGCUGGGUCCGAGGUUGCCCCUGGACUCAGUGGAGAGGCCUGCGAGGUCUCCGCUGUUCUAAUCCCUAACGACCAUGAACAUGAUGAGGCCUGGCUAGAGGAGCAGAAAGAGGCCUUUGUCACAGAACCGGAUGAUGAUGAUGAUAACAUGGAACCUCCCAGGAAGCUGGAGCCUAAGACCCUGACCCAGGCCGGUCGCGUUCUCACCCUGGAGGAGUUGGAGGACUAUGUUCCCAGGGAGGGGGGGACCUACAGCUCCUCCAACACCAGGCCCUCCCCUGCCGAGAGACCCUGUGAGGUCUCUGUGCUUCAGAGGGAGAUUGGGGGCUCUGUCGUGGGCCAUCCAGUGCUGCUCAAUGUGGGGAGGCCUGUUGUGGUGCCCAGGGGGAGGCGCAGCCCUGGCUUCUUCAGCCGCUUUAGAGAGUACCUCUCAGGCAGCAUGUUCUCCCUAGCUGCCCCCCACCACCACCACCACCCCAGCGGAGACCAGUCUAGAAGGGAGAGAGAGAUUCCCAUCCAGGUCAGCCACGCCAAGCAAGAGGUCAAGCCUGCAUACUGCUCUGAGGUGCAGAGAGUGGAGGGAGGGCAGCAGAGAUACAAAACCAAAGUCUACACGUCAGUGGGCAAGCCAGUCACUCUUCAGAUUAGCCAGAACCCAUAUCAAAACCAAUAACCUAGUGUGUGAAAAUCAGUUGCUUGAUCAGAACCAAGCUGAUUUUUGUUAAUUUGUGAUACGUACAAUAGCCGUUUUAGUCUUAAAUGGGAACAUUACUACUUAAGUGUUAAAAAGCAUAUUCUAACCUUGCAUUUUCUUGCAAAUGGGAGGAUCAUUCCAUUUUGAAGCAACCCAUCUGAAAGUCAAAUGCAGACACAGGAAGUCAGUUGUUUUGGUCAGACAAAGUCGUUUUAAAAGGACAAAACAUCAAAAGGGGGUUGGAUAUGUUGUUUAGGCUAAAUGAUUUCCAAACGCCAUUGUAUACUAUCCAGGCUUCAAUAUAUUGUUGCCUUGCUUGCCACAUAUUUGAUUAUUUGAUGUACAGAAAAAUAUAGAAUAAUUGCAAGUCUUGCAACAUGGACUGACACCGUUUGAAAGUUUUAAAAAAUCCAUCUGCUUUACCCUCAGGUGACAGCUGUUUUGAAUGUCAACAUCUUGAUGUUAAACUUCUGUUCUGUAGGAGAACAUCAGUACAGUACUAAAUUUCUCUCUGUGUGUUGUCUCUGAACUUUAAUGAACAAGGAAUAUCCACCUUGAUUUGUAGCAUAUCAGUUUGUAAAUAGGCUAACUAACUCCUGUGAAAGGAAAAAAAUGUGUCUCGACAGUAACUUACCAAACCAAUGACUUCAGCAACGAAAUUGCUAGAAGUACAAAAGAAGUCUAAAAGAGCAUUGAUUACAAACGUUGCUGGAUUGUGUGAAACUUUGACGAUGUUCUUUCAAAUGCAGCCACGGUCUGCUUGAGAAUACAAGAAAGCCAGAUUAAAGACUGAUACAUGGAUCAUUGAGUUGUACUUCAGAUUGAGCUGUCCUGUCCUAUGGAGAAGUCUAGAAUUUUCUAAGCAUUUCUAGAUGGGCAGUUACAUGUUGUGCAGUGCUGAUGCUUUUACAUUAACUGUAUAUCACUCACUUGUGGUGUGGACUGUGGAAUGAUAUAGGUCUGAUUGUGUUAUACAGGUCUCGUAUAAAGGGUCUCUGUUUACUUUAGGUCAUAUACAUCCAAAACAUAGACCUAUAUAGGAUAUUUCAUUUUGAACUGGGUCAUUUGUUUUAUAGAAAGGCACUUCAUUAUCAGUUUAUUGAGAGCAUUAAAGAGUAGAUUGACCUCAGAUAAUUAAGUAUUUGUGAUUACUUUAAGGUCAAAUGUAAUUAAUUAUAUUUAGAAAAGUGGCAGCAUGUUAUGUAUUAGCUUUUUGAAAGAUGAUUUGCGUGUUUAUCUGAUUGACAUAAUUUAAUCAUCACAAUCAGUCCCACUAUAACGCCGGCGCGUUUUGACUUCUGGGUAGAACCAUUGGAUUUGUCUUUCUUCUGCAUCCGUAGAUACCAACCAUUCGUCUGUGUAAUUAACGGGGGCUGAGCUAGAGCUGUAUUUGUGAGACAAGAGCGGAUCCCAAUGGGGCCCUGGGCUGAGUCUUUUUACAAAAACCUAUGUAGUCUGAAUGAUUUGAGCUACAAACUAUUCAAAGAUAUUUAUGAAAAGGUGAGACUCUCACGAACACAUGCAUGUAACUAUGACGCUCAACACCUACACAAGAGUCAUUAGAAGGUAAGGGGUUGGUCUACAUAGAAGAUCAUAGGAAAUCCCAGGACAUAAUGUCUAUAAUAAGCUCACAUAGUGGCUCUCACAAAAUCUAAACAGUUGUCAUUUACCAGUGAGCAUACAAUUUCUGUACUUACAGCAUUCAUAUCAAUUCAUUUGAUCAGGAUUUUGCUUUGGCAGAUUAAAAACAUUUUUUUGAAAUUUGUCAAUAAAACUCAUGAAUGCAACUGUUUUAUGUGAAAUAGUUUUGUUCUACUUGUAGCCCUGGUUGUCCUGAAAAGAACACUCCCUUGUGAGGCUAAAUAUCAGGGCUGGACAUGCCCUUAUAAUAAAUUAAAGUCAGAUACAUUAAAAGAUGAUUUUUGCUGGGGUCGCGGGACUGAUAGGGUUAACAUUCAUCUUGUCACAUUCAGUUCAGGUGGGAGUUACAUAGUUAGUAGUGAGCCAUUGUACACUGGAUUUAUUCACUUUGUUGCAAUAUAUUGUUUUAAAAAGUGAAUUACCACUUUCCAAAGUAAGAGUGUUUUGUUUUUGUUAUUUUAAACGUCUUGUAAAAGCAUUGAAUGUUUACCUUUGUAAGAAAUUCAACAUAAAUCACAUAGGUUUUGACUGCCUGCACAUGUUUAGUUAAGAGAAUGAAUAGUUCAUGGAUUUUUGGGAGGGUACUCCCAAGUGUUUAAUACACCAAAACAAUUAAAUUGCAACUGAUGAAC
This is a messenger RNA of Oncorhynchus masou masou (cherry salmon), 21611 nucleotides long. RefSeq names its product obscurin-like. Gene Ontology annotation, molecular function: protein binding; guanyl-nucleotide exchange factor activity. Lineage: Eukaryota; Metazoa; Chordata; Actinopteri; Salmoniformes; Salmonidae. The record is from RefSeq and is a predicted model, not a curated record.